AGCUUGCAGACGAGCUAAGCUACCUGAUAGGUGACACGGCUAGAAACUAGCUAGAGCAGUUCGUCGACCGGCCAUGUCGAUAUCCUCGAGCUCCAACAAGACGCUGCCCUACUCGGCGGACGGUGGCAGCUACAGCACCCACGACACGCUCGCCCUCCUCGUCAUCGGCUUCAGCGUCACCGCCGUCUGUGUCUUCAUAAUCGCCCUAUUCGAUUGCCUGUGCUGCCGCCCGCGCCGCGCUGGCGGCCGCAGGAUCGUCUUCGUGGGCGCCCGGCCGUUCUUGGUGCGUGCCGGCGGCGAUGGUGGGCUGAGCCCCACGGCCGUGGCCGCGCUGCCGUCGUUCUUGUACCACAGAGGCGUGGCCGUCCGCGGCAACGACGGUCCGGACGGUCGUGGCGAAGGCAGCGGCGGCGGCCGCGGGUGGGCGCAGUGCGCGGUGUGCCUCAGCCUGGUGAAGGAAGGGGAGGUGGUGAGGCAGCUGCCGGCGUGCAUGCACCUGUUCCAUGUAGGCUGCGUCGACACCUGGUUGCACUCCCACUCCACUUGCCCUCUGUGCAGGGCCACGGUAGAGCCCCCUUCGAAAGACCAGGUGCCUCCUGUGUGAUCGAUGCGAGAUUUGUGCAGAGUUUUCUGUGCUAUGUACUGUAGCAUAUUUUUGUACAUAUCAGAUGUAGAAAUUACUGUACUACGAGUGCGUACCAAGAAUUCUGCACCAAACUAGUUUCACCUGUCA
Molecule: messenger RNA, 733 nt
Organism: Triticum aestivum (bread wheat)
Lineage: Eukaryota; Viridiplantae; Streptophyta; Magnoliopsida; Poales; Poaceae
Product: E3 ubiquitin-protein ligase EL5
Exons: 1
Coding region: 74-604 (176 amino acids)
Source: RefSeq, a predicted model, not a curated record